Micropterus dolomieu (smallmouth bass) is the source of this 7078-nucleotide messenger RNA. It is a transcript of the gene ppp6r2b, whose product is annotated as protein phosphatase 6, regulatory subunit 2b. Lineage: Eukaryota; Metazoa; Chordata; Actinopteri; Centrarchiformes; Centrarchidae. Bases 628 to 3396 code for a protein of 922 amino acids. The record is from RefSeq and is a predicted model, not a curated record. The transcript has 26 exons. Gene Ontology annotation, cellular component: cytosol; nucleus. Gene Ontology annotation, molecular function: protein phosphatase binding; protein phosphatase regulator activity.
AGACGAACUUUUGAUUACGUUUUAGGUAUCCGCCAUUUUGAUUUCCAAAUCUGACAGAUUUUUUGUUGCCUGCUUGCUGAAGUACAAUUUGGACAGUGUCAACACAGCCGCUCGGCAGACUAACCACCGUGUAACGACACUGUAAAUGACAUUGCAACCGGGAAAGGGUAGCAUCUUCAAGCUAACGACGCAGUCGUGAAAAGCCAGCUAUGGGCCUCCGGAUGACCUGACAGCCAGAGUCGCCGAGUUGCCGUUCAGCUUGCAGGUGACGACUAAAUCAAAUGAUGGAUAAAAGGAGGGUGUAAGGUGAAGAUCUCUUCCAUUGGCCGGUGACAGCUCCUGCCUGCCUCAUACAGUGUUCAGCUGUCAUCUUCACAGCACAUACUCUCAAGUUUGCAGUUUGUCGAUACACAGAUGUCAGCCAAUGUAAGUUGAAGCCAAUCUCUCCUGGGUUUGUCAGUUGUUAGGAUGAGUGAAGUGCGUGUGUUUGUGUCUGCUGAUUGAUGCUGAUUGAUGUCCAGGCCAUGCAGUGUCAGUAAGGCAAAUGACUGUUUAGCAAGAUCUGACCAAGGAUACUACUCCUUGUCCAAACUGAACAGCUAAGUGUAUGAGACAGUGACAUCAGCCAUGUUUUGGAAGUUUGACCUACACACAUCUUCUCAUCUGGAGGCUUUACUGGACAAGGAGGAUGUCACUCUCACUGAGCUCAUGGAUGAGGAAGAUGUGCUGCAGGAGUGCAAGGCCCAGAACAGGAGACUUCUCCUGUUCUUGUGCCAUGACCAGUGCAUGCAGGAGCUCAUCCGUAUGAUUACUACAGAGCCCCCUGCUGGUGUAGAGGAGACCAAGCGCUUCAAGUAUUCAAAUAUAGCAUGUGAGCUGCUGACAUGUGAUGUGGGAGUGAUCAAUGAUAAGCUGGGUAAUGAGGAGCCUCUGCUGGAAACUCUGUAUGCCUUUCUGGAGCAGCCGUCCCCACUUAACCCCCUCCUGGCAUCUUUCUUUAGCAAGACAAUUGGGAACCUCAUCACACGGAAGACUGAGCAGGUACUUAGUUUCCUGCGACGGAAAGAGGGAUUCCUUUCCUUGGUCCUCAAGCAUAUUGAUACAUCAGCCAUGAUGGAUGUGCUCCUAAGACUCAUCAGCUGUGUGGAGCCACCCCCUCUUCGGCUCGAGACACUUACUUGGCUGAAUGAAGAGAAGCUAGCCCAGAGGCUCAUAGAGCUCAUUCACCCUGAGAGAGAUGAAGAGAGGCAGUCCAAUGCAUCUCAGACUUUGUGCGACAUAAUUCGUCUGAGCAGAGACCAGGCCAAUCAGCUCCAAGAGAUUUCACAGCCUGACCCUUUGCUGACUGUGCUGGAGUCGCAGGAGUGUGUGGAGCAGUUGUUGCAGAAUAUGUUUUCAGGAGAGAGUACUGAGGGCUGCAUCGUCAAUGGGAUUCAAGUUCUUCUCACAUUACUGGAAAUCAGGAGGCCUGUGGUGGACGGUGUAAUGGAUGCUCAGGGAUUUGAGAGAAGUUACACUGUUAACAGCAGCAUUUUGUUGGCAAUCCAACCACACCUGAUACACUUCCACCAGCUACUUCUAGAGCCACCCAAGCGAAAUCCCAUGCUGACUAGUCUAGGUGUCUUGGAGGAACCAUUAGGGAACACACGUCUGCAUGUAGCCAGACUUGUGGCCUCUCUGCUGUAUACAAGCUCUGCUAGCCAUGCGGUCGUAGCACAGGAACUCUGCCGACUCAACACGAUGGACCUGCUUCUGGACUUGUUCUUCAAGUAUACAUGGAACAACUUCCUGCAUCUCCAAGUGGAGCUUUGUGUUGCUGCCAUCCUCCGGCCCUGUGCCCAUGAAAUGAGACUUCAGCCUGGCUUGGGAUCCCAGGAAAAAUUCAUCCCUCAUCAAGAUGCUUCACAAGAGCAGGCUUUUACUGAAACCCCUGAACAUGCAGUCACCUCUGAAAACUCUGCACAUAAUCUAAUGGUGACUCAUUUGUUUCAGCACUGCCACCUUGUCCAGAGGAUUUUAGAAGCUUGGGAAGAGAAUGAUAAAAUACAGUCAGAAGGUGGUAUGAGAAGAGGGUUCAUGGGACAUCUGACCAGGAUUGCCAACACAGUAGUCCACAACCUGGAGAAGGGCCCGGUUCACACACAGAUUAGUAGCCUCAUCACAGAUCUGCCUGAGGACUACAAAGGGCGUUGGGAAACCUUUGUGGACCAGACCCUGUCAGAGACCAAUAGAAAGAACACCAUAGACCUGGUUGGCACGGGAAACACACGCCCUUCCUCAGAGGAUGAUAUGGAGAGCCCUUUCCCUAAAGAACUGACAAUACAGCAGGCCUUUUCAGACUACCAGAUCCAGCAGAUGACGGCUAACUUUGUCGAUCAGUUUGGCUUCAAUGAUGAGGAGUUUACUGAUCAUGAUGACAGCAUCGGGGCAACGUUUGAUCGAAUUGCAGAGAUCAAUAUCAACAUCGAUGCAGGCCAGGACAGUGCUAAUGCAGCUGUGUUUGAGGCCUGCGCCAAGGAGAGGAUUCAGCCCUUUGACGAUGAUGAAGAAGACAUUUGGGAGGAGAAAGAGAUAAAUUUUGCAACACAAGCCAAGUCCCGUAACAGGUUUGGUGGGUCGCGAUCAUCCAAGAGCCAAGCAGCCAGUAAAGCUUGUGAUAGGACAGAAGCAUCUGGCACUAAGGCCUCUGACAGAGCAGCAGACUCUGAGGAGGGAGAGGAUCCUAAAGAUGACCUGGAUCCUUUCUCAAGCCAGGGCCAGACCGAGGCAACAAAGAGCACUGGCUGGAUAGCGGACUUUGGGGAGGUCAACUCAAAGGCUCCUGCAGCAGGAGUGGGCUUUUCAGCCUGGGACACUCCAGACCCCCAACCAGCUGCUACAGAGGCAGAGGAGAAAGGAUGGGCAAAGUUCACUGACUUCCAGCCUUUCUGUUGCUCUGAAACAGGCCCCAGAUGCAGCUCUCCUGUGGACUCGGAGCUCAGUGGGUCAGACAACACCAAACUAAACCAGAACCCGUGUGUGUGGAGUGUGUGUGUGGCGAGAAAAGCUCCACUGGUGGCAUCAGACAGCUCUUCCUCUAGCAGCUCAGACAGCGAUGAGGAAGAAGCCAAAACGGAGUCUGCAACCAGUGAGGCAGUCACCACAGAGACCAUCACCACGGGGGCUGGCAAGGAGACCAUUCGACUCACCAUGGACGCCAAAAACGAGAGGGCUGUCUUCAGCAGUGAAGCAGAUAAGUUGCCAGUAGAGGGACUCUCCAUCAAAGACAGAGGGAAAGGGAAAGGCAAGAAGGGAAAGAAACAUGGAGACUGUCCCAGUGCACCUACCGCCAGUCCAGCUACCCAGUCUGCUGCUGUCGCACAAGAGACGCACUCGUCUGCAAAUGGACCGGCUUAACAACGCCGCACAGGCAGACACACGCAGACACACACACACACACACACACACAUACACAUGCUUCAUACCUGUCCAUUCAACACCCAGCCAUGCCACCUUUGCUUCCUGUUAGCAACCCUCCAAUGCCCUUCUUUGUGUCCAAAGAAUUCUCAGUGUUGAGGUCAAACAGCCCUUAACAGUACGUAUGCUGGAUAACACACAUCUGCACAUGGGUACUGUUGAUCUCUCCGCUACCUUCAUGACAUAUUUACAACAGACCCGCUUCAAAGAGGAAUGUGUCUUUUAAAGAACAUUUUGUUGUGCCAGACCCCCAAAGCCAAAUUGUUUUAGAUGUGAACUAUUUUAAAAUGUGUUCAAAUCCCAUUGAACAUGGGAAAGUGAAAAUUCUAUUAUCUGUUGAGAGGAGCAGAUGUUACACUGAGUUUUUGAGCGUCAGCACUUUAAUCCUAACAAAACAAAUACAUAAGUUUGAAAUUUGACCUUUUUAUUAAAUUCAGCUUCAGAAUCUCAGCUUGUUUGAGCAUGUCUGCUCAGAAUUUUUCUAUCAGAGCAUUUGACUGUUUACACUUUAGUAAAGAAAACUAUACUCAAAUAAUCAGCCAAGACUACAAAAGCCAAGAUGCUUGCAUAGCUAGCCGCCAUUUUGUUCUUCAGCAUUUCAAAGUACAUGCUAGGCAGACAUUUUAUUAGUGCAAAUGUGUGAGUGAUAAUAAUAAGCCUUUUUUCAUACAUCCUGCCUAAAUCAUUUCUCAAUAAUCAUGUGGACCACAAACACUCUCUUUUUGUUUAUUUGGGGCCUCAGAUUUGGGAGCGUCAUGUGUCACUUCCUUCUCGAACCUCUGACAGGUUCAUGUAGUUUAGAGGCGUUAUAUGCUGUUGUAUCCAUGUGUGUAGACUUGUAUGUGUGUGCGUGUGUGUUUGAGCUCUGUCUGAGGUACAGAGUGCAUUCUCAGGUCAAAGGAGAGGUAUGCAGAUACAAAGAAAGCACACCUGUGUAACACACACACACACACACAGUGCCACAUGUAUACACACCAAAUCUAUACACACAUGCAAAAAACACAACCUUACAAGACACAGUGAUGUGCACAUAGCAAUUCAUAUCACGCUCAGAGCUGUUUAAAUGUAAUAUUGUGAAAUCUGAACCUGUAUUAGGUUGUGGCUAUUCUUGGUAACAUGUAAACGUAAUAUAAAUGUAAACAGUAUAUAUAAACAUUAUAUCUAUUUUUGGAAUAAAUCCAAUGUAUGGAAAGGCGGUUGUUUUGCAGGUUGCAACGUGUGUAUUGUAUGUGUGUGUUGUACCGUUGAAAUGAGGCAAUAAUGAUGUCUGUGUUUUGGUUAAUACCCCAGCAUCAGUUCCUGUUCCUCUGCUACAUGCCUCCUACAUAAAAGUUUGGGAGUGUGCAUGUGCGUUAGGGCUGGGCGGUAUAUCGGUAUAAUGAGGUAUGCCGAUAUAAUUUCAAAAGAGAUACAAAAUUAGACAAUGACAGUUUAUACCGAUAUAGUUUGAUGUUGAAUUAAUUAAUAUGUUUCCGGAAAGUCCUGCCAGUGUUUGCUCCUCUCUCUCCCUCACCUCGCAGCCCCGCCCCUCCCACUGUGUCUGUGCGCAGCCCCCCUAGCUCACUUAGCUUAGCUUGUUGUUUUUGUUUUGAAAGGCCACGUCGUCACACGCCUCCUCAACAUGUGAUACAGAUGCUUCUGUGAACGCAAUCGUGGGAAGAAAAGUCCAGAAGACAUGUUCUGUUUUGUUUUGUUUUUUGGUGACUUUAUAUAACGUAGCCUACUACUGAUGGCAGCCCACUAAGCAGAAAAUACCCAACAGUACGAUGACUUUUGGUCCAUAUCGCCCAGCCCUAAUAUGCGUGAAUGUGAGCAGUCUGCAGUAUGUCCUCCAUAUUAUUUACUUAAAGGAAUAUUUCUGGUUUAUUAGAACUUGGGUCUUAAUUUCAUUUAUCAGUUUUACACAAAAUACCAGGUUAACCACUUUUAUUAGGUUAACUUGGUAUUUUUAUAAUUAGGUUGAUCUGGUAUUUUUCUCUUAUUAGGAAGAGAAACCGAAGGUAUUCAUUUUUCAGACAUAAAUCCCAAACAUUACCUAUUUAAGUUUCUCACUAUACAGGAUUUGCAGCUUUUCUUUUUCUAAUGUUAUAAUAAACUGAAUAUCUUCAGGUGUUGGACUGUUGGUCAGACAAAACAAGCAAUUUGAUGGCAUCACUUUGGGUUUUAAGAAUUUGUGAGUGAUCAGUAAAAUACUCAUCAGAUUAAUCAGGAAUGAAGAUAAUCAUUAGUCGCAGCCUUACUAUUAACACUUUGGGUGCUUUGAAUACAGUUGUUUCAGUUAUCUGACUGCAUUGGUUGUUUAAAACCUGUUUGAGUUGACUUAAUGUUAUUAACAUUUAACUUGUUGAGUACAGUUUAAUCACAAACGAUACAAAUCUUUGUGCACAAGACCCAAGCGGUAAUCAACCAGUGUUAUCCUUUAAGUGUGUGUUUGCCAGACGGUCAUGCUUUACUUGAUCUUUCUCCUCGUCUCUCUCUUUCUCAGGGCAGGAGUUGACUUAAAUUUCAUAUGCCUAGGGAAUGAUUUACAUAGAUUUGUUGUAUUUAUUUUGAAAGCACUUUUUCAAGAAGCACUUUUGGUUUGUAUUUAGUGGUGCCAAGUGCCACCACAUUAUUCCCCACUAAAACGGGUGGGAAUGUUUGUGACUUGAAUGAGUGAAUCAUGUAGAUACUUUUAAAAUAGAAUUUUUUUUUUCUUCAAAGCUUUUUGCCAAACUGUGUCUUCCCGCCAGUGUACUGCUGGGUUUCAUAUCUGUGAAGUAGCCUCUUUUCUUGCAAUGGUCUUACAGGUCUAGAUUUAUCUAAAGCAGUCUUUUUUGAUCCCUCUGUCGUGUUUUUUUUUUUUUUUUUAAAGUCAUGAGAUGGAGUUAUCCUUGCAGUAGGAGAGAAUGAUGCCACGCAUCAAAGAAAGACUUUGAAGAUUCCUCUUAGAUCACAGAUAUUUAGCUUUUAUCCGUUCAGCGCUUUGAGCUGUUUGAAGUGGUUUUGAAGUCCGGGUUAGAGGAGAAAAACAGGGCUGUUUUUUGGUCAGUGUGUGUACAGGGUCAGAAUAUGUCAUCCCGUCUUUCACCAAACCUAAGCACUGCGUCUGACCCUUACCUUUGUGUUAUAGGUGUGUGUGUGUGUGUGUGUGUGUGUGUGUGUGUGUGUGUGUCUCCUUCACAUUGAGAGUGUGGUGCGUGUGCAGUGUAGCUACGGAUAUGGUGUGAUGUUAUGCAUAAUGGCAUGCGGUACAAUACAGUCAUCUUUAAGUGCCAUUAAGUUUGCACAUUAGCCUCAUUCACCUCAUUGGGUAUGUUCUGUAUUGUACAGUGUAUGCCCAAAACUUGAAAUGAGCAACAAUGGGUGAUAAAUUGUUACUUCAUCCCAUUGUCUGUUACUUACACUGAGGCCAUUUCAAAGUUGAAAUCUUUCUUGCAUUAUAGCUUAUUACAUUUUUGUAGGUGGGGAGGAGUGGUGUGAAAGACAGCCAUGUUGUAGAAUGCCUUUUUUUUGUAAAGUGGACUGAUGCUGGUGUUUCUUUUGUUUGUUUUCAUUUAGAUAGUAAUGUGUCUGUUACCUGUUGUCAAUUUAGCUUGUACAUUCAGAUAUGAACAUAAUAAAUAUGUCAGACCAAGAAGAA